Messenger RNA from Nezara viridula (southern green stink bug), 2243 nucleotides. The record is from the annotation of a GenBank genome assembly. NCBI's taxonomy places the organism in Eukaryota, Metazoa, Arthropoda, Insecta, Hemiptera, Pentatomidae.
GCAUUAUCUCUAGUAAGAACAAUAUGGUUGGAUCUAGGAGUCAGACUAAUCUUGGAGGAGACCCCCAAACAAUUCAAGGGGUUGUCAAACAUUUUGGAUCCCGAUAUGGGACCAGCAAUAAGGAAAUACAUAGGCAGCCUAAAAAUUUUGAUGAUUCCGAAUUGGAAACACUACUCAACGAUUAUCCAGAUGAUGAGACUGAAAAUAGACAGCGUGGAAUAGAAAAAGAAAUAAAAUACCCAAAGUCUGUAUUUUUCAUCAUCAGCAGCGAGUUUUGCGAAAGAUUUUCUUAUUAUGGAAUGCGUGGUGUUUUAGCAUUAUAUCUCAAAGACUCUCUUCAUUAUACUGAAAAUAAUGCUACAAUAAUCUAUCACAUGUUCAUCGUGCUGUGUUACUUCACACCUCUCUUUGGCGGGAUAAUGGCUGAUGCAUGGCUAGGAAAAUAUAAUACCAUACUGUAUGUUUCUUUACUUUAUGCGACUGGUAACAUUGUCCUUUCAUUUGGGUCCGUUGCAGCAUUCAGUAUUCCUCACAGAGAACUCUCGUUCCUUGGGUUGUUUCUAAUCGCAGUAGGGACGGGUGGAAUAAAGCCAUGUGUUUCUUCUUUCGGAGGUGACCAGUUCAUUCUUCCACAACAAGAACAACAACUCCGAAGUUUCUUUUCCAUCUUUUAUUUUUCAAUUAACGCUGGAAGUGUUAUUUCCUCCUUCUUGACUCCAAUGCUGCGGGAAUACCACUGCCUCGGCAGCAAUGAAGACUGUUACCCGUUAGCAUUUGGUUUACCUGCUGCGUUGAUGAUCGUAGCUCUUGUUAUAUUUGUUUUUGGAAGCCCUAUGUACAAAAGGAAUAAUCCACAAGGCAAUAUUGCUCUUCAAGUUGUUGGUUGUAUUGGUCAUGCAGUUGCAAAGAAAAUUAGUUCAACUAAAAAGAAAGAGCAUUGGUUAGACUAUGCUGAAGAUAAAUAUAGUGUAAAGUUGAUAGCAGAUAUUAAAGUUCUUAUGAAAUUAAUUUAUUUAUUCACACCUACGAUUGUAUUUUGGGCUCUAUACGAUCAACAGGGUUCCAAAUGGACGUUUCAAGCUAGUCGGAUGGAUGGAGAUUUAGGUUGGUUCACUAUCCAACCUGACCAAAUGCAAACUCUCGAUGCUUUGCUCGUACUGUUCUUCAUUCCUCUUUUCGAAAGUAUUAUUUAUCCCUUUUUGGCAAAAUUACGUUUAGUGAGAAAUCCUCUUCAGAAAUUGACAGUUGGUGGAUUCCUCGCUGCUUUUGCUUUUCUUUUGUCAGGUGCUCUCGAGAUUUAUAUACAGCAAGAAAAUGCGCCAUCACCAGGAAGUGGGCAGUCGGAAGUAAUUCUGUAUAAUCCGUUAAGUUGUGCUGCUGAUGUUAAUAGACUUUCAAAUAAAGUGGUGUUACCACCUCAAGACUUCCUAGACUUGAAAAAAAUCUCUUCUGAGCCUGUUAAUGUGACCAUAUCGACAGCUUGUGCAGGUUCUUGGACUGGAUUUCUUGAACUUAAGGAAAAAGAGAUUUUUUCAUUUAUGCUGUUAAAUAAAGACGAAAAGCUCUCUUUGAUUCGAUUAAAUAUGACUGGAGGAAAUAUGGAAAUGGUCAAGUCUCAAAGUUCCAACCCUAAACUGAAGAUUCUAUUUAGUAAUACUGACCAGUUAUCGAUAUCAGCACAAACUAUUGAUAACGUUAGAAACUUUACGGUAUAUUACGCAUCCCAUCAAUCACAGCAGAUCGAAAUGCCUCUAAAUGGAAGGUACAUCAUUACAGUUAAUGACACUGUUGUAGCAAACGUUAACUUGAAACAAGGCGGAAUUUAUAUUUUAAUGUUGGAAGGUGAUUUAAAAAAUUUGACUAGUAAACUGUUGACCGUCGUGAAACCUAACGCAAUUAGUAUGUUGUGGCAAAUUCCUCAAUAUGUGGUCAUUACUUGUGCUGAAAUAAUGUUCGCCAUCACAGGCCUCGAGUUUUCUUAUAGUGAGAGUCCUAAUAGUAUGAAAUCUGUGAUAUCAUCUCUUUGGCUAUUAACCGAUUCAUUUGGAAAUAUCAUUGUUUUGAUAAUCGCUGGAUUUAAAAUGGCUAAUGCGGCUCAUGAGAUGUUCUUCUAUUCCGGAUUGAUGUCAAUAGUGAUGCUGUUUUUCAUUUCUCUCGCUUACCGGUACUCUUAUGUUGAUCGAAUAAAAAGAAACCAAGAAGAAGAUGAAGAUGUCAUUUUAGUAGAUCAGACCAGAAUUUAG